Molecule: messenger RNA, 1926 nt
Organism: Venturia canescens
Lineage: Eukaryota; Metazoa; Arthropoda; Insecta; Hymenoptera; Ichneumonidae
Exons: 6
Coding region: 6-1565 (519 amino acids)
Source: RefSeq, a predicted model, not a curated record
CGAAUAUGUCGGACGAACAGCAGGGCGAAAAAUCUAAAAUGGAUAGCGCGAUGCAUUCUGCAGCGGGUUGCAGUUUUCAAGUAAACCAAGGACAAAAUGUAGAUACUUUGACGAACGAGGUAUUGGACGAAUGUAAUCGUCGAGCGUAUCUAGAUGGCACGUUUUUCGCUCCAGAUCUGGAUAAGUUGUCGUUUGAUGGAACGGUCUGGGGCAUUUGCCAAAUUUGCAAAAAAGAAAACAAUAAAGAUCAUAGCAUCAGCGGUACCUUGAAAUCUUCAUCAAAUUACGUGAGACACUUAAAGAAUGUACACAAAAGAGCAUUCCAAGAAUAUGAGGAUUAUGCCAAACAGAAAAACAAAAAACUGAAAACAGAUAACAAUGAAGAUAAGUAUAAAACUUUUUGUUCAUUUUCUCAAGCCCGUUUCGACAAUAACGUUGUGAACUAUCUUUUAGAAAGUAUGUCACCACUGAAUACAGUCGAGUCACCAGCAUUCAGGAAAAUAUUUGAUGAUAUGAAGAUUAAGCACCAUGGAAAGGAGCUUCAGCAUUUGUCUGCUCGUACCGUUGGCCGACGGAUAGAACAAACAUUUUUGAAAACCGUUGCCGAUAUUUCCGCUGAAUUGGCAAACGUCUCAUUUGUCUGUACGACUGCUGACACUUGGUCAUCUCGUCAUCGACGAUUCGUUGGCAUGACUGUUCAUUGGAUUGACGAGCUGACUAUGGAACGUAAAUCGUACGCAAUAGCAUGUAGGCGGCUCAAAGGUGAUCAUUCGUACGAUAGAGUAGCAGAAAGCAUCAAAGAUAUUCAUGCGUCGUAUGGAUUAUCCGAAACCCAAGUAUUUGCAACUGUAACCGAUAACGGUUCAAAUUUUGUAAAAGCUUUUCGCGAAUUCGGGCUCCGAUCUGGCGAUUAUUUUUUCGAAGGUGAAACCGUAGAUAAUGAUAAGAAUGCAAGCAAUGCAAUCGUUGAAAGUGAAUCCGAAGAUGAUUCAGACCAUGCGGAAAUGGAGUUGUUUGAUGAUUGCAAUGAUUCGAUUCCCGUGCUUCCUCAGUAUUUUCGUUGUGCCAGCCACACGCUUAAUCUCAUUGUGACGACUGACAUGCUUGCUGAUAUCAAGAUGAGCAAAACUUUGAAACAAUCAUUUGAUGAGAUGAUCGCUAGAUGUAGUAGUUUGUGGAAUUUGCAAAAAUCUCCAAAAAAAGCCGAAAAACUAUGCUCCGCGAUUGGUCAACCCUUGAAAAGGCCUGUAGUGACCCGCUGGAAUUCACUGUACGACGCUCUCAAACAAAUCCAGAGUUUGAAAGAGGCUAUUUUGCAACACAGCAAUGAAUUGGACAUCACAAAUCCACUGAGGGACACUGAUUUCAGAUUCAUGGAAGAGUACAUUAGCUGUAACAAGCCUGUGGCCGAAGGUCUUGAUAUAUUGCAAGGCGAGACGAAAUGUUAUUAUGGUUACUUGCUUCCAACGCUCAUAACCAUCAGGAACAAAUUGCAGGGUAUGGAAAAGAGCAAUCUUCAAUGGUGCAACCCUUUAGUUGGUGCACUACUUAGAAAAAUAAUGUAAUGACGACACUACUUUGUCGUAGAAUGGAUAAAAAUAAUUAAAUAAUUGAGUGACACUACUUUGUCGCAUGAUUCGGCUAUGAAGAACUCCAUGUAAUUAUGUUGAGGUGAAUUGAACUUGUACAGGAAUGCCGAAAUGUAAUUGAAAAACUAGUCCCUGCAAAGAAGCUACUUUAAUAAAAUGAGACCCCAUCGUAAGAUGACUAUUAAAAGAGUAAUGUUGUAAAUGAUAUUUAUCUAAGUAAUUGUCGAAAAUAUGUAAAUAGAUUUGAACGACGAUGAACAAAAGAAUAGUUCGACAUGAUUGCGAUGUUAAUGUUCACAAUAUGAAAACGUAAUGAAUAAACGAAUAAUGAUCGUCA